AUGUUGAACGUCUUCGUCGGUGGCGGCAGUGUAGUCUUGCCAUACGCCUUCCGGCUGUCGGGGUGGCUUUUCGUUCCGUUGCUACUGGCGGUCGGAGUGCUCAUGGGCUUUACUCUUUGGAUCAUGGGCUUCCUCUUGGAGGCAGUAGACGAACGGGCAGAGCAGAUGGGCGUGCCACGCUCUCAACGUGACUGGGGCCUUAUUGGCUAUGCUGCAUUCGGGAACGUCGGUCGCCUGCUCUUCGCUGGUUGCAUGUUCUUCGACCUCACAGGGGGGGCCUUGGUUCUGGUCAGCAUCGUGAUUGAGCAGCUUCCCUUUUUGCUACCCUUCAGGCAUAAUGUGACGGCCGCUCUUUCGUGUGUAUUGGCCUUCAGCUGUUGCCUGCUUCCCAAGAGAUUCUUCUCAGCAAUGGCAGUGCUGGGCAUGUCUUCCCAGAUUAUGCUGAUCCUUGGGCUCGUGAUCACCGGUGUGGAACUGUCGUCGUUGAAUGAGGUUGCGACAGAUCAGACGGCUCUGAAAGCAGCAGGGGUGCCAUCUGCCUUUGGAAUUGCCCUUCUCUGCUUCCUUGCACACAGCGAGGCUCCUCUCAUCUACCAAAUGAUGGAGGACCGCAAGCAAUGGACAAAGGCCGUGAUCUAUAGUAUGACACUCACAGAGGCUUUCCUCCUGACCUUUGGAGCACUGGGCUAUGGCUUCUUCGGCGGCAGCGUUGCGCAGUCCAUCGCAGACAACAUUGGCCGUGACUUGGAGCUUCAAGUGCUUCCCGGCGGCCUGAAUGUGUUCUUGGGUGCCAUCACAAUCCUUGGCCUCAGCACGAAGCAGCUGGUAACACUGCCUUUGCUCCUGGAUGCCACCACCGACUUGUUCGGCGAGCGGCUUCAGUGGAAAGGUCAGCUGCUGGUGAAGGCCAUCAUCCUGGGCCUCUCGGGCAUUGUUGUCGUGCUUCUCAAGGAUGCCGUUGCUUUCAUUGGGGAUUUGGUCGGCAUCCUGCCUGCGAAUGGUGUUUGCGUCAUCUUUCCUUGCGCCGCUCUCCUGCAGAUGUACGGCCAUGAGAUGCGUAUGUGGCAGCGCAUUGGUGUUCGAGCCUUGGUCGUUGUAUUUAGUUUGUACAGUGUGUUCGGAUCAGUAUCCACUAUUCGGCAGCAGCUUGCCAUGUAA
Symbiodinium sp. CCMP2456 is the source of this 1158-nucleotide messenger RNA. NCBI's taxonomy places the organism in Eukaryota, Dinophyceae, Suessiales, Symbiodiniaceae. The record is from the annotation of a GenBank genome assembly.